This is a messenger RNA of Cyclospora cayetanensis, 8127 nucleotides long. RefSeq lists its product as uncharacterized. NCBI's taxonomy places the organism in Eukaryota, Apicomplexa, Conoidasida, Eucoccidiorida, Eimeriidae. The record is from RefSeq and is a predicted model, not a curated record. Gene Ontology annotation, cellular component: nucleus; cytoplasm. The annotation marks the transcript as partial. Gene Ontology annotation, biological process: protein deubiquitination involved in ubiquitin-dependent protein catabolic process. The transcript is spliced from 14 exons. Gene Ontology annotation, molecular function: cysteine-type deubiquitinase activity; K63-linked polyubiquitin modification-dependent protein binding.
ACUGGUGCUAAUAGCAGCAAAAGCAGCAGCAAUGCCAACAACGUGUCUGGAUGUGGAUUCGCUGCAGCGAUUAGAGGUCUUGAGUGCAGUGCGGAGACUGCCCAAGUGUUGCAGAAGUACUUAAAACGCCUCAGCCGUCGCGUGUCUGAGGAGGUGGUGCCUUUGCUGCGGGGAUGGUUGCACGGGGCGUUGGACUGCUGUGACCUCUCUGCCGCCUGCAAGCUGCAUGCACACUUGUUGCUGACCACCAAAGAUGUUUUGUGGGAGGAUCUCACCUGCAAAACGGUCUCCGAGAUCGUCUCUUCCAUGUUCUUUCUCUUCGCUCAUCACGCAUUCGCAGGGAGCCUCACAAGUCCCCUCCUGUUGCAGCAGCAUGCAGGCUUGCGCGGCGUCAACAGCGGCAGCGCGGCUUCUGCAGCAACGCGAAGCGGACUGCCCCCGGCAGCAGCAGCAGCAGACGGACCAGCAGCAGCCGGAGUAAGGGAUGGGGGUGCUGCUGCAGGAGCAGCAGCAGCAGGAGGAGCAGCAGCAGGAGCAGCAGGAGCCGCAGCGGCUGCUGGAGAGGCCCUGGGUGUUUCCGACGCGGAGAUCUUCCAGCUGCUGCAGCAGCACCGCUUGAAGCUCAUUCGGUGGCUCGACAUCCACGCAGACGCAGCAGGAGGAGUGCUGGAGUCGGCUAUUCAGGCAGUUACCUUCGCGGGCAGCCGUAUGAGCGCUGCACGGGCUGCAGCAGCAGCAGCAGCCUCUGCAGCGGCAGCAGCAGCUGCUGAAGGGCACGACUCUGCGGCAGCUGCGUUGGCGGCGUGUGCUGCGGCAGCUAAUGCGCUUGGAGUUGCAGGCAGUACAGCGAUUUCCAACAGCAGCAGCUGCCCUGCCCUGACUGCGCCGGCUGCGCUUCUUCCGGCAGCCCCCUCCCCGAAGGCAGCUGCUACAACAGCAUCAUCAUCGUCAUCAACCCUCGCAGCAGCAACUCCAGAAAAGGCGGUUGGGACCAGAAGAUGGCGAGCCGUAGGGGGUCUUGGAGUGUCGGGGCGUUACAUUCCUGCAGCAGCAGCGACAUCUGCAGUGGGCGGCAGCAGCGGAUUGCACCAGGAUGCAGCUGCGGAGGCUUCUGCCUCUUCUAGGGGAUCCAUGGAGCUCGAUGAGCAGCAGCAGGAGCAACAGAAGGCUGGGGGGGGGGUGGGGUUACUGCGCGGCGCAGUUGUUGCAGUGCACGCAGCUAUGAAGCGCAGCACGAUGCGGCUUCUGGGGGGAGAAGCACCGCCCCCUCUAGCCGCAGCUGGGCAAGCCACCACUUACGCGGCGGCUCUCAAAGCCUCCCUCGCUAUGGAGUCUGAGGUUCAGGCAAAUCUUCAAACAGCCGAGUUGUCUCUGCGGCAAAAUCACAUGCAGCUGCUGGGGGCCUGGGUUAAUAGUUUUUCUGACUUUUUGCGUCUCUUUGGCGUUGUUAGCCACAUGUCUCCGAUCCAGACGGCCGUUGUUGAGGAAACGCAGGAGCGCCUUUGGGUCCGACUGCUUGGCCUCGACCACGACCUUGUUCGUUGGUCUCCGUGUCCAGCCUUCUUCUCCGGGAGUGACGCCUUGCAGAGCGCCUUCCCCCGUGAAUAUCGUGUGGGAAGCAGCAGCUGCUUUGAAGCCGAAGAGGCGUGGGUGGCUCCGCAUGCCGAGGCCUUCUUCAGCAGUCACUUUGUGGGAUCGCAGGUGUACAUCCAGCGUGCUCCAAGACUCAGGGGUCUUCAGGCUGCCCAGCAACUCUUUGGAGACUGGACUCGUGGCGUCUCGCGCAAAGCAGCUCAUGCAGCCGCUGCUGUGGCAGCUGCCACGGGAGCAGCAGCGUCCCCCUCUGCGGCAGCGUCUUUGCCUGCAGUGCAGGGGUCCGUGGGGAAGGGGAAAGAGAGCUCUCCCGUCCUUCGCGAGAAGGGAGCUGCCGUGAGCAGCUAUAGUGGCCAUAACAGCAGCCUCGACAGCUGUACCUGCAUGAUGCGCUUCUGCGUGUGGGUGCCCGAUGCAUCUCGGAUGGAGGCGAACGAUCUCAGGGAGUGGCUCCCCGUAGAGGCCGCUGGUCCUGUGGAGUUUCAAGCGCUAGCUGAGGCUUUUGAGGCUCAGGCAGCUCGCCGACCAGAAGGGCCAACUGUUUGUGUGCAUUGCUGCUGUCCUCGUUGCUAUGCCUCAGCUGCUCUGUUGACCAGCGGAGUUGCAGCCGCUGCUGCGGCUGCAGCUGCCGUGUCUGGCGGGGCAGCCGCUUCCGCAGAGGCUGGCAGCGAGAAGGCCCCUUUGGUGUUGAAGGAGGUUCUUUUCGUGCGGAGUCCUCCAGGUGUAUUCGUGUUUGAUUUGGUGGAAAGCGGUCGCCAGGUAUUCCGGCAGUUGUGCUUCUCUUCUCGUUUAAGGACGUCUUUUGAUUGCUCGCCUACGAAGCGGCUGGGCCCCCCCGUAGGGGCCUCGUCUUCAGAGGCCCCCGAGCUCGCCGCGGGAUCGAUCUACGCAGUUCCCGAUCUCGGCUUAGCCUCGGAGGAGGAAAUCGCAACUGCUGCUGCAGCGGCAGCAGCUGCUGCCGCUGGGGAGGAGGGCGCAGGCGGAGCAGUUGCCGCAACAGCAGCAGCAGUGGCGAGCGACAUGGCCUUGCACGCCGUUCCCGGUCUGGAAGCCAAAGGCCUCUACAGCUCCUCCCUCGUAAUUGCCCGACGCAGGGGCACAGGAGGCUCUCGAGAAGUUUUUGUGCCUUCAAGACAUCUCAGGGGUCUUCUGCCCUACUGUUUGCUGGAGGACUUUGAAUUUUGGGUUUGUGACGAGUUGUCUCUACUUACCGGAUACCAGCGAGCCCGUGCGGCGGAGCGCAUGCUGACUCCCUAUCGUCUGUACAUACACCUCAUCCACACGGCCGAGGGGCCUGGCCUGGCAGCAGAGGCGAGUGCAGUGAUCCGCCGGGUGCCUCUAAAGACACGCAACGAAGCUCCCAAAACAGCAGCAGCAGCAACGGCAGCAGGAGGAACGCGAGCCUUCCCUCACAGUGCUACCGGCAGCAGCACCAAGAGUUUCGAGAAGGAAGAAGAAGACCUUUCAGCUCCAGCGCAGACGCUUGUAAACCUGAUGCUGGCCCCUGACCAGUCGCCUCUAGGCCACCUCAGAGACAGUCUCCUGAGGGUAGAGGCCUUAAGCCACAUCCUCGUGUGGACGCAAAGCGCGCGCAUGCCGCAGGGGCCCCAAGACGUGGAAGCCUUAAGCUGCGAUGAAGGCAACGUCGACGCCAUUGAGCUACCCAGGCUUGGCGUCUCCUUCAAGGCCGUGCGGCUGCCGCAGCGAGUAACGCCCUCUACCCAGCAGGGGCAGCAGACACCCCAGGUGAAAUUCGUCUGUGAGCAGCACGCCGGCCUCUUUCUAGCGUCUGGAAACAUCUUACGAUCUUCGUUAGCCUCGCGAGUGCUGCAAGGUCUCCAACCCUCGCUGCUGCUAUCCAAUGACGAGGGGGAGCUGUUUCUCCUGAUCGCCGCAUCGAAUAAGCCUCUACGCGUUCUGCGCAAUCCCUUCGCAAGGGAUGUGCUCUUGACGCCUCAGCAGCUCCAGGCCAGCUCCUCCAGCGCGUCCCCUAGAGCUGCAGCAGCAGCAGCAGCUGCUGCUGCUGUAAAUGCUUUCAACCCUUGGGCAGCCGCUGAGAGGCAGCGGGAAGUCGACGAACGGCUGCUGCUGCAGACGGACUUGGUGCUCGAUAUUGCUUCCCCCGAAGUGGUUUUUGACCCGUCCGACAGCAGCUGGAUUUCGGCGUUUCCGGGGUCUCGACACUAUUUGUGUAGCCUUCACGCGUCUCGUUCUUUCUUGUUCAUUCCAACCGUCGCCUCCGGACUGUAUGUGCUGCUGCUUCGGUAUCUUAGCCGGCAGUUUGAGGCCUUCUGCUCCAUGGCGGACUCUUUGUCUCUCUCGGAGACGGAUGGCAGCAGCGGCAGCAGUCACUGCAGCAGCAGCGGUAGCAGCGGAGGCAAGGAGAGUGCGGCGGCUGUCAGAGGGCUAGGAGAGGAAGGCGAGAUAUGGAGGCACAUCAACAGCCUGAUGGGUAGAUACUCCGAUCCGCAUCCCGACGCUGUAGCAUCGCGUCUUCGCUUGUGGCUAGCGGCGAAUCGUCAGGGUUUAACAGCGCAACCAACGGGGGGCCAGGCUGCGGGGGACGUGCAACAACACCAAGAUCAUCAUCAGCAGCAGCGAGAAAGCAGCCACGGCAGCAGCAAGCCGCACGGCAGCAGUAUCAGCAGUAGCAGUACCAGCAGCAGCAGCAGCAGCAGUAGCAGCAGUCGUUACCGUGGCAGCCAGUGGAAGAAACGGUUUGGUAGCCUCUUAGGCCUGUCUUGGGGAUCUGAGAGAUCUGCUGAGGGGUUGAUGUUGGAUACACCAGCGACGGGAGCAGGCAGAAGGGUCUUCCGCAUAGACACCUCAUGGCCGCUAAUGCAGGAUGUUCUUGCCUACGUCAGGAGGCAGCGAUUCGUUUCCGCAGCCUGUCGUCUUCCUCUUGCAGAGGAGCUCGAGCUGCUCAGACUUUGCAACACAGCUAACCAGGCCCUGCCAGAAAUCACCAACCGGCAGACGAUCGUGGAAGCCUUGCUGCAGCAGCAGCACGGCCCCCCCCCGUCCGACGCUCCAAGCGCUGCGCGAAUCCAAGAGGAACCUCUCAUCGGGAUCCCUGCCAGAAGCGGCUCCGAGGAAAAAGAAUCUCGUCUCCGCCUUCUCUUCUCGCUGGAUGGCGUGCAGGCUGUGCGCACUGUGUGCCCCUCGCGGCCGCAUAUCGAGGAUUUUGACGCAAGCGACGCCUCCGCAGCGCUCACGCCACUCACCUGCCUCUCAGCGCUCACCGACGCUUGCGGAGGCUCGAUGGUUUAUAGGCGGCCAGACGAGGAGCUCCUCAGAGGGGCGGAAGGCCUCGAAUUCGUCGGAAAGACUCUCGAUCGAGGCGUCAAAAUCUCCGACUUCAUGCUGCUCUACGAGCUCCUCACGGAUGCGCUGCCCCUCAGAGUAGCUCCCGGGGAGGCUCCCAGGCUGUGGGGGGCCCUGCUGCUGCGGUGUCUUCCGUCGUGGGAUCUUCGAAACAAGGGCCGUCUCCUCUCCAUCCUGCGGCUGCUGCUUGCGAAUCCACAUCUAACCGGCAGCUUUCCUCAGCUGCACGAAGAAAAAAAGUCUAGGCUACCCCUAGGCCUCGCUUUCCGCUCCCCAGAACCCCUGCAGCACUUCUUCAAAGACAUAAGUCAGGCACUACUCACGCUGCGAGAGACAGCGCAGCUGCGGCUACCAGCCGUCGCCCCCGAAGGUCUCCUGGGAUCGAUCCCAGACUCGACGGCUGUAUUUGGUUCCUCUCAUUGGACGCGGCGCUUCCUCACGUCUUCCAGGAUCACAGACUUCGCGUGCGAGGCUCGUCUGCUGCUGCCUUUUGACGGGGCAGAGUAUGUAGACGUCAUGGAGGCAGCCGCAGCACAGGCAGUUGUUGCUGCUGAUGCAAGCGGCAGCAGCAGCAGCAACAAACAGGCGCAGGCGGAGCAGCUGCAGGAAGUGCGUGCUGCAGCUGCAGCAGCGGCAAGAGAAGUGGUGGUGGACUGCGAGUUGCUGCGGGCACUCAUGAGAAAACCACUGGAGGAAAUCGCGGAGGGCCCCUUGCUGACUUUUGAUGCAGCAGGAGACGAUGAGGAGGGGCUGCAAGGCACCCUUCCAUUUGACCUUUCCCUUCAUCCUAUUUCUGGAACGGCAAUUGGGAAAAAUACCAUCCAGCGGCUCAAGCACGAAGUUGCGGCGCAUGCUAAGCAGCAGCAGGAAGCGUCUCAGAGGCUAUGCCUCGCAGGAUAUCGGCGCGAGGAGAUCGCAGAUCUGCUGCUCUCUCCCUCGUGCCUCUCCUCACGAGUCUCGGACUUGUCGGGCUUGCGGCAGCGACUGUUGCAGUGCUUUUUGAGGGAUGGCAAGUUUGUGGAAAGAGGCAUUCGGCUGCUGCAGGCUCUAGCGACGCACGUGAAGGGCCUCGACGAGGCAGCUCCUGCUGAGCACCGGCAGCAGAGUCACCAGGAUCAGCAAGAGUUGCUUUUAGCAGCCUUGAAACAGCAAGAGGAAAUAGACAAGAAUGAUCUCUCGCGCUGGAGAGUGCGAUGCAUGCAGUGGGCUUACGCUUUGGGGAGAGCUGCUGGAACUGAGGCCACUGUUUCCUUCGACUCUCUUGUGUCACUUUCCAUGUCGGCUAAUGCAGGAGAGGUUCUCCUUCUCCUCAACCCUUUCCUUACCCCAAAGAUGGUCAGAGACAUCCUCAGCCUCGUAGGCGCUGUCAUGCUGGCCGUGAAUCGUCGGUCUCAGAUCUGUCGCUGCCUCCAGGGAAUAGUUGAGCUGAUGCAGCUUUUGAAGACGUUUUCUUCUCGCGCUCGUGUGGCGGCCAGAGAGGGCAGUCAGCCGAAGCAGCAUCUGGAAGGUGGCGGAAGAGCAGUCGCAGCAGCACCGUCCGUCGCGACGAGCUCUGAAAUGCAGAAACUGCUGUCUCAGGCCAUACCCGCGCUGCACAUGAAGGCUCAGUCCGUUGCCGAGCAGAUCAGCAGCGAGCGACACUACAUGCAGGCAGUAGUUGCUGCACCAGGAGAUGCCGCAGCAGUGCUGGAGGAGUCUGGAUUGCCCCCCUCUGCAGUGCCUCCUGAGCGAGGCACCGUUCCCGGAGCUUCCUACGAUCCUCGCUACUUGGUCUUCGAAUUCGCCUAUGGCCUUCUACUGAGGCAGCCGCAGGUAGCGCUGCUGCGUCAGUUCCGAGACAGUGUGAAUGCUGGUCGAUCGCUCUGCCAUCAGAUGAUCAUGGGCUCUGGCAAGACUACUGUUGUUUCGCCCCUACUGGCCCUGUUGUUAGCCGACGGAAAACGCCUCGUCGUGUCUGUAGUUCCCCCUGCCCUCCUGCACUUCUCGCGUGCCUCUCUGCGAGAACGCUUCAGCGCAAUCUUCCAGAAGGGAGUCUUUGUUCUGUCGUUUGCCCGCACGGAUGCUGUCUCCGCCGCGCUGUAUUUGAAAUUGCUGCAAACGCGAGACAGCAGAGGCAUUGUCAUCACCACUCCGACAGCCAUCAAGUCCUUUCUCCUCAAAGCUCUCCAACUCAUGCACUUUCUGCAAGCUGCCAAUGCAGCCAACCCGACCAAGGGAACUCUUGCACAGAGCUUUCUCGCAGCUGAGAGCCUUGGUGCUUCCCACCUCAAAAAACUGCAGUCUCAACUCUCGAAGUUUCUCAGAAUGCCGAGGACUGGCUCAGGAACCACCCUCGGCGAGCUUGAGGACGGCUUUCCAAGUGCCUCCCCCCACACGAUGACGGAGCAACAGCUGCGCUCCUGCAGACGAGAGCUCGAUAUGGCCUUGCGCGUCCUCGAGCUGUUUAGGGCAGGCGUUCUGAUCAUCGACGAAGUCGACGAGGUGCUGCAGCCGCUCAAAAGCGAACUGCACUGGCCUCUAGGACAGAGGCAGCCCCUCGACUUCACUGCUCGCCAAGGCUUCUCCGCAUUUCCAGCUGCGACGUCACACCCCCCUUCGCAGAAGCAGCCGAAACACGCAGCAGGAGCAGCGGCAACGGCAGCCAUGGCAGCAGCAGCAGCAACGGCAGCAGCAACGGCAGCAGCAGGAGCACCCGAUGACGCCUCAGACCCUCUUAUCGCCGCUCGGCAAUGCGAGCAGCCCUUGCAGUGGCUUUUUGAGGAUGACGAAGGGAUGCGCUGGCAGCUUCCCUGGUUCCUUUUGGAUCCCCUUUUUUAUUUUCAGAGCGGCCAAACAACAAUUCCUUGCACGGGAACGGCGGAGAUGUGGAGGCUGCUGGGGCUUAUUAGGCAUGCGCUGCAACAAGGUAUCCGUCAGAGGGCACUGCAGCAGACUCCUCAUCUGCUGCUGCUCUCGCCAGUGUGGUAUCAAGACCACCUCAAACCCCUUCUCGCGCAGUGGCUGAGUCUUUUCUUUGCACUCAAGAAGUUGGCGGGAAUUUCUCACGACCAGCAGCAGCAGUACAUUGUAAGUGCGCAGCGACCCUUUCGGAAAGCUGCACGAAAACACUGUGGAGAGGCUUCCGGAAGUUCACCUCAAGACGUUGAAUCUGGCGAGGGAAUGGCUGUGCUCCUUGUUGCCACACGCCUUACAGAAAGUGAACAGAGUGCA